Molecule: messenger RNA, 755 nt
Organism: Mugil cephalus (flathead mullet)
Lineage: Eukaryota; Metazoa; Chordata; Actinopteri; Mugiliformes; Mugilidae
Product: CD59 glycoprotein-like
Exons: 3
Coding region: 68-388 (106 amino acids)
Source: RefSeq, a predicted model, not a curated record
AUUUGUUAUCACAAGUCUUACGAGUUGUUGAUCUUCCACUCUCUCCUAUUUGAUCAAAAGGCUCAAAAUGAGGCUGCUUGUAUCUCUGGCUGUCAUCUGUAUAACGCUGUCAACAGCGAGCGGGUUAAAGUGUUACACCUGCUGGGGAGCAAACCCCGGCACCUGUAACGAAGUAUGGCAAUGUCAUCACCAUUUUGACCGCUGUUCCACGACCAUAGUUUCUGACAAUCAGAUCAACAAACAAUGCAUGAGAAGCGAUAUGUGCCAUAUAGUUCGUUCGACGGGCAUCAAAUGCUGCGACACAGACCUGUGUAAUGGAACAACACGCAACGGAGUCAGCGUUCUUCUUCUCCUAGCACCGUUGGCCAUCAUCAUGCGCUUCAUCUGAAGCUUCAGGUCCUAAUUUGUAGAUUUCACGAAAUAAUAUCAGAUGUGGUUCUUUACAUUUCCAAACAUACACCCAAAGUGAAGGAAGCGUAGUGGUAAUCUACGAGCUGGAAAGAAAAAAAUGUGGUCGUCUUUCGGUGAGAAUUUGCUCUUUGUACUGAAUCUGUCUCUGAAUUUCCAAUAACUUUUAUGUUUUGUACGUGUCCAUAUUCAAAAGUGACUGUAUAGUUUGAAAUAUUUGUGCUGUAUAAAUGUCAUGUACCAGAUAUGAAAUGUAUAUUUUUUAAAAAAUAACAUAUUACACUUUGUGAAACUAUGGAUGAUGAUUAGUCAUUGUUUGCUCACGUAUAAACAAGACCUUUGUCACA